Molecule: messenger RNA, 1146 nt
Organism: Triticum urartu
Lineage: Eukaryota; Viridiplantae; Streptophyta; Magnoliopsida; Poales; Poaceae
Source: RefSeq, a predicted model, not a curated record
GCCAGCGCGGGAGAGAUGGCGACCAUCGCCGUCCCGACGCCCCUGCCAUCCCCGGCCGCCGACGCGGAGAGCCUCAGGAAUGCCGUGCAAGGCUGGGGCACGGACGAGAAGGCCCUGGUGGAGAUCCUCGGCCGGCGCACCGCCGCGCAGCGCGCCGAGAUCCGCCGCGCCUACGCCAGCCUCUACAAGGAGUCCCUCCUCACCCGCCUCCACGGCGAGCUCUCCGGCCACUUCCAGAAAGCGAUGGUGCUGCUGGCGACGGAGCCGGCGGAGAGGGACGCGAAGCUGGCGAGGGAGGCCCUGGGCAGGCGGGGCGACGACAGGGACGCGUGGGUGCUCAUCGAGGCCGCCUGCGCCGCCACGCCGGACCACCUCCUCGCCGUCCGCCGCGCGUACCGGUCCCUCCAUGGAUCCUCCCUGGAGGAGGACGUCGCCGCCUGCCCUGCGUUCCAAGAACCGCUCAGGAAGCUGCUGGUGAGCCUGGUGAGGUCGUACCGGUGCGCGGAGGGGAGCGUGGACAUGGCCGUGGCGAAGCAGGAGGCCGCGCAGCUGGCGGAGGCCAUCCGGAGGAAGAAGCAGCCGCACGGCGGCGAGGUCGUCCGGAUCGUGAGCACCAGGAGCAAGCCGCAGCUCGCCGCCACGUUCCGGUGCUACAAGGAACAACAUGGCAGCGACAUCGAAGAGGACAUGAAGCAGUACAGCAGCAGCCAGUUUGCGAGGAUGCUCAAGAUUGCUGUCUGGUGCCUCACAUCUCCUGAAAAGCACUUCGCAGAGGUUAUCAGGUACUCCAUCUUAGGACUUGGAACAGACGAGGACGCGCUCACCAGGGCGAUCGUGUCCAGGGCCGACAUCGACAUGAAAAGGAUCAAGCAAGAGUACAGGGUAAGAUUCAAGACGACGGUGACGGACGAUGUCGUCGGUGAUACCUCGGGGUAUUACAUGGAUAUCUUGCUGGCCUUGGUAGGGAAGGAGUGAAGAUUGAAAUAUUUUUUUCAUUUCUACUGCGAGACAAGAUAUUGGUGCUUGCAUCAAAUAAACGUCUAAUAGACAGCUGAUCAUGUUGUUUGUUUGGGAACAUCGUGUCCACAAAUCAUAAAAGCGUAACUUUAUUAGAUGUGGAAACACCAAAAAUAGUUCUCUUCCUUC